AUGGGAGGAAGUAGCAACUCACAGUGGAAUUUUCGGACUUGGCGAAAGCGUACUUGGGCCAUCAUUGCGACUGUUCUAAUUGCUAUUAUCAUCGCAGCUGUCGUCGCUGGUGUUUUGGUCUCCAAAGCAAACCGCUAUCCCGACUACAGCAAGCUCAGCUACAGCUUGAAAGACACCUACUCUGGAGAGACCUUCUUCGAUCAAUUUGAUUAUUAUGAGGGGUACGACCCGACAGAGGGUUUCGUUCACUAUGUUCCGCAAACAACAGCAGAGUCACUCAACCUGACUUAUGCCUCAAGCGACUCGGCCAUCUUGAGAGUUGAUACAUCGGUCGGAAACACCUCAGAGCCAGAUGCCUCAACUGGGCGUUUCUCUGUGCGUAUUACAUCCAAGACGCAGUACGACAAUGGCCUUUUCGUCUUCGACAUCAAGCACACUCCCUACGGCUGCGGAACUUGGCCAGCUCUCUGGCUUACUGACCCCGAUAACUGGCCGACCAACGGUGAAAUUGACGUCAUGGAAGCUGUCAACUUGGCCACGGACGGCAACCAGAUGACCCUCCACACCAGCGACAACUGCGCGAUGAACGUUAAGAGGAAGGAGACCGGCACGGUCCUAACCAAAAACUGUUACAAUGGAACCAGCGACAACGCCGGCUGUGGUGUGAGAGGCAGUGACUCUAGCUACGGCACUGAGUAUAACAGUGCCGGCGGCGGCAUUAUGGCGCUCGAGUGGCGAGACGCUGGUAUCCGCAUGUGGCAGUUUGCCCGAGGGUCGGUACCCUCCGACAUCACCAACGACAGUCCGGAUCCCAGUACUUGGGGUACGGCAACUGCCGACUUCCCCAACACGGAUUGCUCUAUCAGCUCGCACUUCAAGAACCAAAGCAUCAUUGCUAAUAUCGACCUUUGCGGCACUUGGGCUGGAAGCGAGAGUAUCUAUGGGGAGAGCGGCUGCCCGAGCAGCUGCACCGAUUUCGUUGCCAACUAUCCGCAGAACUUUACCAACGCGUAUUGGGAGUUUGGAUCGUUCAAAGUCUACUCUGCCUCGUGA
Molecule: messenger RNA, 1053 nt
Organism: Pseudomassariella vexata
Lineage: Eukaryota; Fungi; Ascomycota; Sordariomycetes; Amphisphaeriales; Pseudomassariaceae
Product: concanavalin A-like lectin/glucanase domain-containing protein
Exons: 3
Coding region: 1-1053 (350 amino acids)
Biological process (GO): glucan catabolic process
Molecular function (GO): hydrolase activity, hydrolyzing O-glycosyl compounds
Source: RefSeq, a predicted model, not a curated record